This is a messenger RNA of Aureobasidium musti, 1422 nucleotides long. The record is from the annotation of a GenBank genome assembly. NCBI's taxonomy places the organism in Eukaryota, Fungi, Ascomycota, Dothideomycetes, Dothideales, Saccotheciaceae.
AUGUCUGGUCCUAACAAAACCGAUUCCAUCAUCAUCGUCGGCGCCGGCGUCUUCGGCUUGACCAGUGCACUCCACCUUGCCCGCGCCGGCUACACCAACAUCCAUCUCUUCGACCAGCAAGACUUCCUAGCCACAAACUACUCUUUUACAGCAGGAAGCGAUGGUGCCUCUGCAGACGAAAACAAAAUCUUGCGAGCAUCCUAUGGUGGCCAAGAACUCUACCAACGCAUGGCGUUUGCCGCAAUGCAAGAAUGGGAGCAAUGGAACCAGAAUAUGGCUUCUGAUGCUGACAUACCUGAUGCCCUCAAGAAUACUGAGAAACUAUGGGAUCGUUGUGGCUUUUUGAGGAUUGAAGAGACUUUUGGUCAGCAUGAGACUGAAACGCAGAACAGCUUUCCUGCGGAGAUCAAGCACACUCAGUAUCGCGUCACAGACAAGCAACGGAUCAGGGAAGCGACUGAAAAUGGUAUAUCGAAAUCCAAGUUCGACCCAUUUGAUCGUGCAAAGCGUGGACUACGAACAGACGGUAUUCUCGACAUGACAGCUGGGUACACUCUAGCCUCCAAAGCUUGCACAUACGCUCUCUACCUCUGCAAGAAAGCAGGUGUAAACCUUCAUCUUGGCUCUUCCAUCGGCACGUUCGAUUCGUUCCUCUACUCUGGUACCAGCGUCACUGGUAUCAAGACUGCAGACGGUAUGUCUCACCAAGCAGCUUUGGUCAUCAUGGCAACAGGUGGCUGGACACCUUCCCUGCUCCCAGCAGCUCAGCCUCUGCUCGAGACAACAGCAGGUACAAUCCUAACGAUCAAUCUUCCUCAGUCUCGUCAAGAUCUCUGGGACAAAUAUGCACCAGCCAACUUCCCUGUCUGGAGUUGGAAUAUGGGUGGCUUUGAUGCCUUGACUGAAACUCCAGGCGGCCUUUAUGGCUUCCCACGCACACCCGAAGGAGUGAUGAAAUUCGGCUUCCGCGGUGCGAAAUGGACAAACUAUACUCACACGUCCUCUGCUGGCCAUAAGAUCUCCUACCCCAAAACCGACAUCCAAGAAAUUCCUGAACGAGCAUUUAAAGUCGUGAAAGCCUUUUGCGCAGAAAACAUGCCUGAUUUACUGGAUCUAGAACUCCAGCGUGGAAGACUGUGUUGGUACACUGACAGUGUUGACAACUCUUUUCUUGUGUCUUAUGUUCCUGGUCAGCGUGGCUUGAUGGUCGCUAGCGGAGGCAGUGGACAUGGGUUCAAGUUUCUUCCAGUGUUGGGCAGACAUGUGGUUGAUGUUGUCGAGGGUAGAAAGACAGAAUAUACAGAGCUUUUCUCUUGGAGGGAUGUGCCGGAAGGUAAGAAGAACGGGCUGGAAGAGGGAGAGAAAGGGUGGAGGACCUUGAACAAGCAAAAGCUUGUGCAAAGAGGAAUGUGGAAGCUGUAG